AUGAUGUUCAGAACGACAGCCAGGGCCGCCUCUCGGACAGCCGGAACGGCUUCACACAAUGUCAAGGCGCAUUCCUUCCGGUCACUCAGUACACAACCGCCUCAUCUUCGAUCACGGAGCUGGAAAAGCAGUGCUGUACGAUGGGGAAUUGCGCUCGCCGGUCUUUACUAUUACAAUACCAGCUCUGUCUUCGCCGAGCAACCACAUCACAAUUUACUGAAUCCUAACGUCGACUCCGAAGACGAAUCCGAGGCUGCAUCGGUGCUCGACGAGCUCACUUCAAGGCGGUCUCGGGAGGCGCAAAAGAACCACGCGGAAGCACAGAUCAAUGCGACCGUAGACCAGCUCGAAGAACCCGCACUCGCGGGAGGCGCAGCCGAACUCGAAGAAGAGGCUGCAGGUGAAGGUGCAUUCAACCCAGAGACAGGAGAGAUCAAUUGGGAUUGUCCUUGUCUGGGUGGAAUGGCUCAUGGUCCCUGCGGCCCACAGUUCCGUGAGGCGUUCUCAUGCUUCGUCUACUCCACCGAGGAGCCCAAGGGCAUGGACUGCAUUGAAAAGUUCCAAGGCAUGCGAGACUGCUUCCAAGAGCAUCCCGACGUGUACAAAGAUGAGCUCAUGGAAGAUGAGGAACUAGAUCGAGAGCUCGAGGCCGAGAAGCAAGAGUUGGUCAGCCAGAUUGCAGAGCGACGGCGGUCAGAGGAGAACGGUUCUGCUCACAACCUCCUUGAAGAACCUGCUCCUGCUCCACAAGCGUCUUCGAAAGCACCUGCUCCUGCUCCAAAAGCGUCUUCGAAAGCACCUGCCUCUUCUUCGCAGACAGCUCCGAAAGCACCCAGCGCGGACGUUUCGAAGAGGGCGACCCAAUCAAGCAACGAGAACAUCUCAGAAUCAUCGCAGCGUGAUCCAUCGCAGCGUGAUCCAUCAGCAAGGGCCGACAAAAAUUCAUCUUCCACCAUCCGAGUGCCAAACCCACCCCCCGUUGACUCAGACGCCAUUCCUGAGACUGACGAGUUGAUUCCAAAGGCUGCGCAUGACGCCAGGACGAACACUGGCUCGGCUUCGGUACAGAAAUGA
This is a messenger RNA of Cyphellophora attinorum, 1074 nucleotides long. RefSeq names its product Mitochondrial intermembrane space import and assembly protein 40. The record is from RefSeq and is a predicted model, not a curated record. Gene Ontology annotation, biological process: protein import into mitochondrial intermembrane space. NCBI's taxonomy places the organism in Eukaryota, Fungi, Ascomycota, Eurotiomycetes, Chaetothyriales, Cyphellophoraceae. The transcript is spliced from 2 exons. Gene Ontology annotation, molecular function: protein-disulfide reductase activity. The coding region runs from base 1 to 1074 and encodes 357 amino acids. Gene Ontology annotation, cellular component: mitochondrial intermembrane space.